Lasiosphaeria miniovina is the source of this 2430-nucleotide messenger RNA. RefSeq names its product armadillo-type protein. Lineage: Eukaryota; Fungi; Ascomycota; Sordariomycetes; Sordariales; Lasiosphaeriaceae. The transcript has 5 exons. Gene Ontology annotation, cellular component: cytoplasm. The record is from RefSeq and is a predicted model, not a curated record. Gene Ontology annotation, molecular function: mRNA 3'-UTR binding. Bases 1 to 2430 code for a protein of 809 amino acids. Gene Ontology annotation, biological process: post-transcriptional regulation of gene expression.
AUGUCUACCGCCGCGUCCACGGGCUCGCCCAACGAGCGUCGCAUCUCGGGCUCAAACAUCUCGGGCUCAAACAUCUCGGGCUCAAACAUCUCGGGCUCGAAAAGCUACUCACAGGACGAAAAUGCAGGCCCUCCCGACGAUUUCCUCUCUGUUCCACAAGAGAUCACAACAAACUUGAAAAAGACGGUCACCGCUCUGACAACCUCCAAGCUGGUCAACCAAAGCUGCCCAAAGAAGUUGAAGGUGAACCACGAGCAGCUCUCCUCGGUCGAUUCAUACUCGAUGGAAAAGCUCUAUGCAAGCCGUUCUGAACAGCAGGCCCUGCUGCAGCACCAAAACGAGGUUCUAAAGUCGUUGGAUGACGAGGCUAUGUACUCUCGCGGCUUUGACCACCAGUCAUCUUGCAGCUCCUUCCCCAUCACCCCAGCGACGGAUGCCUUUGGUCCGACUGCCCCAACGACUCGGUCUGCCAGCGUUGUUCCAAACGGCCAAAUCCCCUCCGAGGAGCUUCUGCAUCUCAAGUUGGAGCUGGCGCAGGCCCAGAACAGGAUUUCGCGGCUUGACCAAGAGUUGGCACAGACUCGCCUCGCCACCCAGGACUGUGGGCGUGUGACUCCGAGCCUUCUCCACGAGUCGGACUUCCCGAUGGCGCUGUCAGCUGCGACGUCGCCGGGCACUUCUCGAGGUCCAAUUAGCCAAGUCUUCAAUGUUCCGAGCAAGGCGCCUCCGUCAUUCUCUCGGGAGAAUAGCUGGAUGUCUCAGGAGGACACUCGCCCUGACACCAAUGAUCCCAUGUCGGCUGGCGGCCUUAUCCGUGCUCGUGGAAUCUGGAACAAUAAGACUGCAUUCACUAGUCCCUUUCCGCAAAGCCCAGCCCCGAUGGCAGAGGGACCUCAGUCGGUGCCGUGGCCCAAUGCCCGUGUCGCCAAUCAGGGCUUCGAGCCUCCCUUUCAGCCACCAAGCAUGGAGUCAUACCGGCCAGAUCGAAUGGCUCCUCCUGACCAUGAUAUGAUGCGACCGGCUGGACGCCGCACAAACAGAUUCGACAGCCGCUUUGGAGUGCCGAACAACUUCAGCGGCGGCUAUGGUGGAUACAACAACAUGGGAGCCGGCCAGUACGAGGCUCCCCAGGGCUAUUCCAGUGGCCCGCCCGGUCCGGCUUCUGGUGGGGUGGGAAUUGGGCUGUACACGGCAUACCAGCAGCAGCCUGUUGGAACACCCCUGUCCCCCCAUGCCACCGAGUUCACGUCGGGAACGGCACCAUGGAAGUCGGAGUCUCUGGCCUCAGAGGGACAGACAUAUAUGCCCGCCACGGAGCCACUCAACUAUCGCCGUCUACUUGACCGUAAUGUUACCUGCGAUUGGAAGUAUAUCGUCGACAAGAUUGUGUGCAACAACGACCAGCAAGCCUCUAUUUUCUUACAACAGAAGCUCAAGGUUGGGACCUCUGAGCAGAAAUAUGAUAUUGUCGAAGCGAUUGUUGCGCAGGCGUACCCCCUCAUGGUCAACCGAUUUGGCAACUUUCUGGUCCAGCGCUGCUUUGAGCAUGGCACCCCCGAGCAGGUCAUCAAGAUUGCCGAGGCAAUUCGAGGCAACACUCUCAACCUCUCGAUGGAUCCUUUUGGCUGCCAUGUGGUACAGAAGGCCUUCGACUCAGUUCCCGAGGACUACAAAGCCAUCAUGGUGCACGAAUUGUUGCGGCGCAUUCCAGAGACGGUCAUUCACCGGUAUGCCUGUCAUGUCUGGCAGAAGCUUUUCGAGUUGCGAUGGACCGAGUCGCCACCCCAAAUCAUGAAGUACGUGAACGAAGCGCUUCGUGGCAUGUGGCAUGAAGUGGCGCUUGGGGAGACCGGAAGCUUGGUGGUUCAGAACAUAUUUGAGAACUGCUUGGAAGAAGAUAAGCGCCCCUGCAUCGAGGAAGUGCUGGCGAACAUUAACAUUGUCGCUCACGGGCAAUUUGGCAAUUGGUGUAUUCAACACAUUUGUGAGCAUGGAGCUCCCGCGGACCGAAGCCGUGCUGUCGACCACGUCAUCCGCUAUGCGGCCGAGUACAGCAUGGACCAGUUCGCCUCAAAGGUCGUCGAGAAAUGUUUGAAGAUUAGCGGUCCCGAGUUCCUCAGCCGGUACCUUGACCGUGUCUGCGAGGGCAGGGUCGACCGGCCUCGGAUCCCCUUGAUCGACAUUGCGAGUGACCAGUACGGGAACUACCUUAUCCAGUACAUCCUUACGCAUGCCAACCCACAGCAUCGCGAGAUUGUCGCCGCCCAUAUUCGCAAGCACAUGGUGUCGCUCCGUGGCUCCAAGUUUGGCUCCCGGGUUGGCAUGCUCUGCACCAACCACGCCGUCGCCACUCGCCCGGGCCCUGGAGUCGGUCCGGCCAUGGGCACUCGAAUGGGACCGGGCCCGCGGUUUUCCGGCGGCUACCGCUAG